Messenger RNA from Patiria miniata (bat star), 6010 nucleotides. RefSeq names its product mitogen-activated protein kinase kinase kinase 4-like (gene map3k4). Gene Ontology annotation, biological process: MAPK cascade; protein phosphorylation. Gene Ontology annotation, molecular function: ATP binding; protein kinase activity. Bases 338 to 5524 code for a protein of 1728 amino acids. NCBI's taxonomy places the organism in Eukaryota, Metazoa, Echinodermata, Asteroidea, Valvatida, Asterinidae. The transcript is spliced from 25 exons. The record is from RefSeq and is a predicted model, not a curated record.
UUCCGUUUAGGAACUUCUCUGUGUGCAUGUGAGCGCUUUUUGCGGAUUACAAGUUCAGCAUUUCACCAAUCAAGCAGAACACCGCUUGUCAUGACGUGUGUUUUCAGCAGGUUGAAAACCUGAUUGAAAAAUAUUUAUACAAAAUUCGCCGAUGAGGAUAUUUAAUAUUAUAUCCCGAUCGGGAGUACUUGUAUGUUACUCCGUGCUAGCUGCUGUUGAACGGGGUAUUUGCCAAUAUAUCUCGACUGGGAUUACCUUUGUACGACUGCAGGCGAUGGCGUGAAGCGAACUGCGCUGACACGACGGGCGGAGUAAAUGCUUGUUUUUCUCAGUCAAAAUGGAUGACGCAAACGGCUAUGCAAAUGGCGAUUUGCCCGAUGACAUCCAAUUCCACCAUCACCAUGACAACAUCUCGGACCCCUCGGACCCAAACAGCAGUCUUGAAGAUGCUGGAGAUGUUGAAGUGGAACCCGUCACAAUGAACCAUGCACCCAGUAACCAGCAUGGGAACGCAACAAGAGAGUACAUCCCGAUUCCUGAAGAUGACAACGUCAGUUCGUUUGACAGUGAUCCUAGCUACUGGGCGGGGACAACACCCCCACGCAAUCACCGAGAAGAGAAGCGGCAGCACCUGCGAUCCCGCCAGGCGCCAAAGCCUCCACGACUGGUCAUCCCCAGACGAGAGUCGCGAGACAGCGUCCCAAAGACUUUCAACACGGGACCCCGUAGGAGUCUGGUGAAGAUGGACAAAGUGGAAGAACGAGAGGCGUUUGUCGAUCCGGUGCUGGGAAGCACAGCCAUGCAGCAGAAACGGAAGAGUAUUACAAUCGAACGUAACCAGCAACGAGAGUACAAGCAUAGUGCUAUCACCUUUGAGGGCACUGAGGUUCCCAACGUUGCUGUACCUCUGAACACAUUCCUGGAUCCUCUACCAUCCCCAGUUGUGAAAGUAGAUUCUAAUAUUUUCUUCCGCAGCCUGAACACACAAAGUGAGUCAAAGGUGAGUCAAAGUCCCCCACCCUCUCCGAAGAGAUCAAAGUCCAAGAAACACUCCAUUGGAAAGUCCUACUGCUCGGAAGAUCGCAUCUCAUUCCACAAGAUUUUCUCCGAGAUGAUUCGCAUCGGCAGCGCCAAGAAAGAAGGGAGCAUGGAUGGCAAGAAUUUUGUGGGAUGGCAGGAGAAUUCACAUCAUAAUGACACAGUUCCCAUGGCCUGGAACCAACUCUUGUGGUUAGAGUUGAAGGCGUCUCAGAAUGGUUUAACAAUGCUGCAGGAGGACCAGAGGCUUGUGGAGGCUCGGGAGAUGAUUUCCAGCAUCCUCCAGGCAAUUCUCAUUUUCAAGUUCAUUGCCUCGCCCUCAAAGAGCAGAGGUCCAACAAAAUGUACCCUGAAACGUUACCCAAGAACUCGCAUGCUGUCAUCCACCACUGGCCUGGAGAACACGAAUCAAGGUGACACGGGAUCAGACUCGGACCGAAGUGUCCAGAGCCAAGAUGAGCCGCUCAAGACCUGUAAUGCCUGCAGCACACCUUUCAUUAAUCGCCGUGGUAGUGUGGACAGUAUCGGCAUGUGCAUGCCACUCAGUGCCGCAUUAACAAAUUACAUCCAGAGCACACGGCAGGCCUGGAAGCAGGUCACAAGUAUCAUGGAGCAGUUGGAAGAAGCCCGACAAUUAUACCCAACACUAAGGGCGCUUCAGAACGAUUACCCACUCUACAGAAUGGUGGGAUUCAGUAAGCGCAUUGAGACACUUUGCUUGUGGUUGAACAUCACCAGCGAUCUCAACCACAAGCUAGAGCAGGCUGCCUUAAUGCUGGGAGUCAUUGACAUCGAAGGUGUUUUUUGGCCCUUUAUACUCGAAGAAGAGCCAGAUGAGGAACAAGUCACUCUAAAUGAAAUACAUACCACCCAGAAGGCGGAAGCUGGUGUCAUCAAACCACAUGCAAGACGGUUAUUCGACGUCAAGGAAGCUUCCAGCUCUAUUGACUCAACAGACACGGAAGACACCACAAUUGAAAAGGAGGUCGAAUCUCCACCACCACUAGAAAUAAACGACAAAGAUGUACAGGUACCCAAAAAGAGAACUCGAUCAGUGACCUUUGACAUCCAAGACUCGGACAGCAAUGAUGUUGACGAUGAUGCUGACGAUGAACGCGAAGCCUCACCAAGAAUCUACUCUGAACACAGCACGCCAACAGGCAAAUCACCCGUGACGGAUGAAUCACCUCGACUUGGUCGCAUCUUCAGCCAGUGCCAUUUCAGCUUUGACUACAACUCAGCCACGUCCAUGUACCGGCCGUUUGUUGACCGGAGCCUGAAGCACAGCGGCCUGAGACGGAUGACCGACAUGCUGUACAUCCUUCUCGGCAAGACGCUGCAGAGAACCAAACAGGUUCUUCAGAAGCCCACAUUCGUGGAGGGUACCUUUACACCCAGGCGGAAGCACAGACCAAGCAGUGUUGAUUUUGAUUCGGUCUCUGGCCAUCCACUCCCGUUCACCAGCCCCAUAACGGAGGAGGCAGCCCAAAUAGGACAGCAACAGUACGAUAUCCUGUCAACGCACGGAGCCUGGAGCGAGGCCUUCAUAGCCAUGGGGUUACCUUCAUUCACGCCUGCCUAUUUGUUUCUGUUGAGAAUCCCCCUGGAUGUAAUGCAUGAGUGUCUACGUUUCCGAUUGGAACACAAACCAGCAGUGGAUCCCUCAGCUCAUAGCAUUCAGCAGCUCAUUUAUGAGUGCAAGGAGGUUAUUCGUUCGUCAGUACAUAUGAAGCAGUAUUACCAGAGUAUGGCUAGCGCUGUCAUGCCGGACGACACCAAGGCCCAAGAACACGCCGAGAGCGACAUUGAAGAGUAUGAGAACGAUCUUCAAGAAAUGCUCAGGUCCUACUUUGAGUACCUGCACAGUUGGAUCCAGAUGCUGCAGCGGCUACCACAAGCCUCCAUCAGCCUCAAGAACAUCCUGGAUGACGAGUGGGACUUCACUAAGGAGAUCUGCCCACAUGUCAGGGGAGGAGAGGCACAGGCUGGCAAGAGAUUCUGCAUUAUGGCCAAGAACGUACUUUUAUCCAUUGGGGAUUAUCUGGACGAUGGAGUGACUGACGUGAGCUCUAGCCAUCAGGAUAGCCAAUCACAUGGAGAUACAAUGAAGCGAAUAAUCAUCAACUCCUGCAAGCGCUUCAAGUUGAUGUUUCACGAAGUUCGGGAGAGAGCGUCUAAGGCUCUGGGGUUUGCCAAGAUGCUGAGAAAGGAUUUGGAAAUUGCCGCCGAGUUCCAAAGGACAGUCCCCACAAAGGAUCUGCUACGAGUUCUCAAAACUUCAGACCAUAUCAAGGUUAAAAUGGGAGCAGACAUCCCCGGCCAUCUGAUGUUCGUCCCCAAGCAUCUCAAGGAUGACAUCCUGCAGAUCUUACAGCUCCUGGAUGACCUGUGCGGCCGUGAGGACAUGCCUCUCAUCCCUAACGAUCCUUCCUCCAUGGACAGCGUCGGGUACUUGCUCCUCGUCCGAUGCAGUGAUGGAGGGGAGGAUGGUGGUCUACCGGAAUGGAAAGAGCCGUGUGUCCAUGUCACACCGGACGUGGAAACCACGAUAGCUUUAUCUGACAUACAGGUGAAGAGCUUACUUCUUGUCGUCAACCAUUCCUCCCAACUUCACGGCCAGCGGAAGGCAUUUGAGCGAGCCGUGGGCAAGGCUGUGACACUGACAAGUGAUCAGACGUCAAGUCAUAACACCAUCGCAGAGGCACUGGAUGAAUUAAAGCAAGAUGCCCUUGGCCUGUGCCACACCAUUGUGCACAACAUCAAGCAGGUGGAUCAGAACCUAGACAUUGAUUCUGUCUUAGACAUUGAGGAGACCGAGAAGAUUAACAUGCUGUCUUACUUCAAGGACACCAUGCACCAGUGUUUCUCUGUCAGCUUUGAUUACCACAAGGAAGUGACACGCCUACUGUCAGGAGAGGCCAGACAGAAACUUGCCGAGUCGGUGCAGAACUUAGCCCAGAUGUGGAUGAGCUUUGUGCUGGAAAAAUGUGAGAGAGGACGGGGCACUAGACCAAGAUGGGCCAACCACGGUAUGGAUUUUCUGGUAGUGGCCAGCGAACCUCGAAAUGUUGCCCAGCUUUCCAAUGAGGAUUUUGUUGAAAUGACCCAGAUGAUGAACAAGUGCAUCACGCACAUCAUUGGCACUGAAGACAAGUCGUGCUCUGGAAGUCCAGCCUUAACUGUGACAAGUCCUACAGACGGCAGUACAUUGAAACUAACCCGAGCAUGGUCCAAGUCUUCUAGAUCCACCUCAGACUCCACCCCUUCCCCUCACAUGCCGUCCCCGAUACACUUCAGUGAGCUCCAACGAACCAAUAGCAUCGAGAGGUUCCAGUCACUCAUGCCUGUGGACCAAAGCAGCCCCACUGAAGAUACGUCUGAGCCCUCGUACCCCAAGCGCCCCACCACCAGCCCCUUAUCCCCACCCCAAUCCUCCCUGACCCGCAUGUUCCGCAGCAUCUCCAAGGACAGCGCCGAGUCCUUGUCCAAGAUGGAUCGGUGGCAGCGCAUCCGCAGCAAGCUGCAGCAGCUCGACGAGCAGCGCAACAAGAAGCUGCAAGACCUGCAGAUGAUUGGCAUGGUCAGCGACCGGCACAGCCACAACGAGGUGGUCAAUAUCAACUGCAAGAAGGUCACCUUCAGAUGGCAGCGAGGCCGCAAGAUCGGUGAAGGUCAGUGCGGUACAACCGUGUACUCAUGUAUCAACAUGGACAGCGGAGAGACGCUAGCUAUGAAAGAGCUUCGAUUUCAGCGGAACGAUCACAGCGUUAUCAAGGACAUCGCUGACGAAAUCAAGAACUUUGAAGGAAUCCGUCACCCUAGCCUCGUCCGCUACUAUGGAGUAGAAAUACACAGGGAGGAGCUGUUGAUCUUCAUGGAGUAUUGUGAUGAAGGCACGAUAGCUGAGGUAUCCAAGGCAGGCUUACCUGAGCAGAUGGUCAGACGCUAUGCUCAGGAGAUCACCGUCGCAAUCAGCUUUCUCCAUGAACAUGGCAUUGUGCAUAGAGAUAUCAAAGGUGCUAACGUGUUCCUGUCAUCCGAUGGGCACGUCAAGUUGGGAGAUUUUGGUUGUGCAAUCAAGCUGCAGAAUGCCAAGACAAUACUGGGGGAGCUGACUACGUUCACAGGAACAGCAGCUUACAUGGCCCCAGAGGUCAUCACACAGACAGGUCAAGGCAAGAAAGGUUACGGUCGGGCAGCUGACAUCUGGAGUUUGGGAUGUGUGGUCAUUGAGAUGACAACAGGAAAGCGUCCCUGGCAUGAGUUUGACCACGAGUUCCCUAUCCUCUUCAAAGUGGGCGAGGGCGCUAUUCCCACUAUCGCGGACAACCUCAGCUCAGAGUGCAAGGACUUUUUGUCCAAGUGUCUAGUCCACAGUCCACUGGAGAGAUGGACGGCCAAUCAGCUGCUUGAUCAUCCAUUCCUUAAGGUAACACCAGGCAUUGAUUUCCAGUCGAUGCUACAAACCAACAGUCGUCCGAGCUAAUGGUGUGGUCACAGUGCUAGGGUUCAUGUCAAAAGGAGAUAUCCUUUCAUUUUGUAAUGCUUUUUAUAGCUCCAAGAGUAUUGUAUACUGUAACUGGUAUGAACCCUCUCAAAUAAUGUAAGUAUAUUGGCUUGUGUGGGUAAUGUGCAAAAUUUGAUGUGUUUUGUUUUUAAUAAGUGGCCUUAAAAAUAAAAAAAUAAAUAACAAGUUUUCCAUUUUUAUAGAAAGUUGUUAAAGGGACAUUACAUCCUGAAAUGUGCCCAAUUGGGCUACAAAACGCAUUUUAAACAAAAUUAUGUUAAUUGGAAAGAAAAUUUAAAAGUAGGAUAUAAACGGUUACACAACCAUCCUUUAAAAAUUGGGCGUUUUGUGUUAAUCUUGGGAGAACCAUGCGAGAAGGAAUUUUGAGGAUCAAAAUUUUGACUCUCAAAAAGUCGAACCGUUGGGUGCUAGUUGUGAAUCCUGCUGCACAGUGCAUCGCAUUCU